ACCAAUGUACAGCCGGAACCAGACCGCCAAGUUGUGGAGGGCGAAUGCAGGUCGGACGUGUUUCCGUGUGACACAAACGCAGCAAAUAUGUCAGCCUGUGAGUUUGGAUGUGAGCAUUACGUGCGGAGUUGUUUGCUCAAAGCUCCUUGCUGUGGAAAGUUUUAUGUCUGCAGACUCUGCCAUGACGCCGCGGAGGAUCACCAGAUGGACCGCUUCCGGGUCACGGAGGUCAAGUGCAGUUUUUGCAAUACUGUCCAGCAGUCCCAGCAGACGUGCGAAGAGUGCAAGGUGACGUUUGGGGAAUAUUACUGCAGUAUCUGUCACCUGUUUGACAGAGACAAGAAGCAGUACCACUGCCUGCCAUGUGGCAUCUGUAGAAUUGGGCCGAAAGAGAAGUAUUUCCACUGUGAGAAGUGUAAUCUGUGUUUAGCCAGCGACCUUCGAGGAAAUCACAAGUGUGUACAAGAUGUAUCGAGACAGAACUGUCCAGUCUGCAUGGAGGACAUCCAUACCUCCCGAGUUGGAGCUCACGUCCUUCCAUGUGGCCACCUUCUACACCAGACCUGCUUUGAUGACAUGUGUAAAACGGGAGGAUACCGCUGCCCGCUCUGCAUGCACUCAGCCUGGAACAUGAAGCACUGCUGGGAAGAGAUGGACAAAGAGAUCUCUGAGACACCAAUGCCCAGCGAAUACCAGGGCAUCACUGUCAAGGUCAUAUGCAUGGACUGCCAGUCUCGUAGUACGGUGCCCUUCCACGUCCUGGGAAUGAAAUGUAGCGGCUGUGGCUCAUACAACACCACCCAGGAUGGGGGGCUGAUAGGGGGGCAACCGGGGCAGGCAGGAGGGGGAGACCCGGGGCAGGCGGGAGACCCGGGGCAGGCGGGAGGGGGAGACCCGGGGCAGGCGGGAGACCCGGGGCAGGCGGGAGACCCGGGGCAGGCGGGAGACCCGGGGCAGGCGGGAGACCCGGGGCAGGCGGGAGACCCGGGGCAGGCGGGAGGGGGAGACCAAACUGACUGA
Messenger RNA from Brienomyrus brachyistius, 1020 nucleotides. RefSeq names its product ring finger and CHY zinc finger domain containing 1 (gene rchy1). Lineage: Eukaryota; Metazoa; Chordata; Actinopteri; Osteoglossiformes; Mormyridae. Gene Ontology annotation, molecular function: ubiquitin protein ligase activity; zinc ion binding. Gene Ontology annotation, cellular component: nucleus. Gene Ontology annotation, biological process: ubiquitin-dependent protein catabolic process; protein ubiquitination. The coding region runs from base 88 to 1020 and encodes 310 amino acids. The record is from RefSeq and is a predicted model, not a curated record. The transcript has 9 exons.